AUGAAUUCUAUUACGGUAGGUUUGCUACUUGUAUUUACUCUCAUUACUCAAUGUAAUGGAGUACCACGUUUUGCUAAUUAUCUACAAGAUCAUAUGGUACUUCAACGAGCUCCACAAAGAGCUGUUGUAUGGGGAUUUGGUGAUGCAAGUAAAUUAACUACACUUAGAAUGAACAAUAAAAUUUAUACAACUAUGAGUCGUUCUGAACCAGCAAAUGAACAAGGUGAAAGUAUUUGGUCAGUAACACUUGACGCUGUAUCUGAUGAAGGACCAUAUGAUAUUCAUGUUUCGCAACCAUUAGCUAAUGGAAGUCUUGUUAAUAUUAUACUUCGUGAUGUUUUAUUUGGUGAUGUUUGGAUCUGUUCGGGUCAAUCAAAUAUGCAAAUGACAGUAAGUUUAAUAUUCAAUGCAACAGAAGAAAUUGCUAACGCUGCCAAAUAUCCUAAAAUAAGAGUAUUUACUGCUUCAUUAUUACCUUCAGCAGUACCCGUUGAAGAAUUACUUGGUAUUGAUCUUCAAUGGUCUGUUGCAUCUCCAAGUAGUGUUGGUGGACCAGACUGGAAGUAUAUGUCAGCUGUAUGUUGGCUUUAUGGUCGUAUGAUUCAUGAAUCCUUAGGUGGCCGACCAAUUGGACUUAUUGCUACUAGCUGGGGUGGAACACCUAUUGAAGUAUGGAUGCCACCAAAAGCAUUACAAGAGUGUAACGAUACAACAAGUACAAAUGUAGCGAUACAAUCAUAUGCUGAAACUAUGCCAACAGCACCACUUAAUAAUUCAGAUUUAUUUAAUGCAAUGAUCUAUCCAUUUACACGUAUGGUUAUCUAUGGUUCUAUCUGGUAUCAAGGUGAAGCCAACGCUGGUAAUCCUACAUAUGCAUGUAAAUUCGAAAAAAUGAUUCAAUAUUGGCGACAAACAUGGAAUGAACGUACACAAGGCAUAACCGAUAUUCAAUUUCCAUUUGGUUUUGUUCAAUUAUCAACAUUCACCAAUGAUAGUUCAGUUGUUGGAGGAUUUCCUAUGCUACGAUGGCAACAAACAUUUAAUGUUGGUUAUGUUCCAAAUGAUGUUGUUCCUAAAGUAUUUAUGGCUGUUGCUUUAGAUCUACGUGAUGAUCCAAAUAAUAUUCAUCCUCGAACUAAACAUGAUGUUGGAUAUCGUCUUUCACGAGCUGGACUUGCAGUUGCUUAUGGACAAGCAGUUGAAUUUCAAGGUCCUAUUGUGAAAAAUGUUCUUUAUACGGCUGGUAGUCAAACAGUGAAUAUAGUUUAUACUGGUGUAUCUAAUAUUGAAUUACGUAAUCCAGCUGGAUUUGAGGUUUGUUGUCAAGGAAGUCAAUGUUCAAAUGAUGCAUUAUGGGUUCCAUCGGCUGUAACAACUAGAGCUGGAUUGACACUAACAUUAGCAAUACCAAGUUCAUGUAGUGGAAAACAAUUAUAUGGUCUACGUUAUCUUUGGCGAGAAACACCAUGUUUAUUUAAAGAAGCAGCUCUUUAUAGUGCAACAGAUGCAAAUUUACCUUCUCCACCAUACAUGAAGAUUUUUUAG
This is a messenger RNA of Adineta steineri, 1545 nucleotides long. Lineage: Eukaryota; Metazoa; Rotifera; Eurotatoria; Adinetida; Adinetidae. The record is from the annotation of a GenBank genome assembly.